Mobula hypostoma (lesser devil ray) is the source of this 5960-nucleotide messenger RNA. Its product is annotated as ankyrin repeat and fibronectin type-III domain-containing protein 1-like. The transcript has 19 exons. Gene Ontology annotation, molecular function: protein binding. Gene Ontology annotation, biological process: establishment of mitotic spindle orientation; regulation of establishment of bipolar cell polarity. Bases 315 to 3164 code for a protein of 949 amino acids. The record is from RefSeq and is a predicted model, not a curated record. NCBI's taxonomy places the organism in Eukaryota, Metazoa, Chordata, Chondrichthyes, Myliobatiformes, Myliobatidae. Gene Ontology annotation, cellular component: spindle.
AGGUAAUGGAAAGCGCAUGCGCAGAGGUGGGACGAGCAAGAACUUGCCGCUCAAAUCCGUCAAUUGGGAUUCGUCAUUCAGCUCCCCGUGUCCGGGGCUGAUCGCGAAAACCGGUGGGUCACGGAGGGGCGCGAUGUAGUUGAGCCGAUAUUGCCUUGGAAAAUUCGCACAACCGCCUCUGACUCCAGCAGGAAACUGUACUUUGCUGUGACGUUGCUGCCUCAGUUCAGGACUCUGCUGCUCACCUGUCAGGAUCUGGAUCCACAUUUCAAACUGCUGUACUGGAAGUAACUCCGAAUGGCAGAGUGAGGUGUAUGCUGAGUAAAAUGACGCAGCCGAUCAGGGAACCUCUCCAGAGGAGGAAGUCACUGGGACCCAUGUCCCCAAAUGCUGCCAAGCGACUCUACCGUAACCUGUCCUUCAGGUUAAAGGGUAGUUCCAGCUCAGAGGAAGGCUGCCUCAUCAAAAAAAUUGAAAAGGAAAGAAGCAAGAAAUCUUCUUCAAUGAACAUUCAGUAUGAUUCGGUCUUUGAUGCUGUGGAACAUGAAGAUCUCGACGCAGUUCAGCAGAUACUUGAGCGUCCUGGUACACUCAACAACCUCAAUGAGGCUACAAGCAAUGGCCUGGUACCUCUGGAUAUUGCUGUCCUGACUAAUAACAUCUCAAUGGCGAGCCUCUUAAUGAAUGCUGGAGCCAGGGAUAACCAUCAGUUCGAUGAAGGAAAUUGGCCUGUGCAUCUGACGGCAAUAGUGAGCAAUGCGGGACAAAAGAUUUCCGAACUGACAGAACUCAGGAAUGAAGAGUCAGAGGUUGAUUUCCAUAACAAAACCCGAGCGCUUCGGACUUGGAGAUUUCGAUACAAGCUCUAUAAGCAAAUGAAACUUGCUUUUGACAAUGCGCAUGUUCCUGAUUCUCCAGAGAAUGUGUGUUUGUUUGUAACUGGCAGUACAUCUCUUCAGGUCACAUUUGAGGAACCACGAAAGACAGACACCUUGAUAAUCACGCGAUAUAAAGUGGAGUGGAGUUACUCUGAAACCUUUGAAACCAGAGCAGGAGUUGCUGUUGUCGAGGAUCUGAAGUCCCUGCAGUUAGCAAUUGAAGGCCUCGUCACGGGUGUUGUGUACUACGUUCGUGUUUCAGCUUACAACAUGAAAGGCUGGGGACCACCAAAGCUAUCUUCGCCCCCCUGUGCCUCUCCUUCCAGUUGGAAAGAGUCCUCAGAUAUUAAGCUGAGGCACAAGGACCAAAGCCAAGCAGUGCUGCAGCUUCUGGAGAGAGUUAAGGGUCCUUGUCAUCGGAGCUUUUUCGUGGAAGCUUCCAAGGUUCACGUGCCUAGUAAGAGGCUCUUGGUCUCUCGAAGUCUCAAGUACCUUUUCCAAAAUACAAGCAAAUUUGUCAAGACCUUACAGAGGGGGGUGUACUUAGCUGCCAUUUUCUUCUACAAAGAGAAUGUUCUGGUGACAAGCGAAGACCAGCUUCCGAUUGUUGAGAUUGACAGCUGCUGCUCAGGCUCCGACAUGCAAGAAUUCCUCUGGUUCUCCAAGAUCUCAUGUAUGUGGAAGGACAUCCAGUGGCUGCAGCAGGGAAUGAAUUCCACACUCUCUUCCUCCUCCUCAGUGCUGCAGACCAGGCAGAAGAUGUUAGUAGCAGUGUCCCAGCUCCAGAGUUCACUGGGGACACAAGACCUGGGCCAGGUGCACUUUGAGCCAAUCAAGGAUAAGCUCGGAAAUGUUUUAAUCCUAACUGUCAAGGAGAUGCUUCCAUCGCAGGCGUUGGAUGGUGUCCGAUGGAUCCCACUGUCAAAACUUCACAACUAUCGGAAAUCAGUCUCUGCCCUUGACUGCAUCACUGCACUGGACAUGUUGCUUAUGUCCAUGAAGGACAAGCUGGAGUAUCACCAGCGGAGCAGUCAGGCCUUGCCUCCAGGCCUCUAUCUCGGGUAUCUCAAACUUUGCAGCUCUGUGGAUCAGAUUAAAGUCCUCGUUCCCAACAGGUUCCCCAACAUUCUCUGUCACGCUAAAAUACGGAACAACAAAAACAUAUCCAGGGAGGAAUGGGAAUGGCUGCAGAAAAUCUCCUCUUUAAAUGAUUCCAUAGUCACGGAAGAGAAUACUGGGAGCCCACAGUGCCGUUUCCUGAAUGAACUCCGUACAACUGUGAAGAGCCUUCUCACACAAGUGGAUGUACCCCUCAGCCAGGCUGUAGAUUUCCGCCUGUACACACAGGAAGUGCUGGAGUUUGGAGACAAAGUCUCCUUCCUCUUGUUGCUUCCUCCCAUAGAUGAUGUCUGCUCAGCCCCAGGACAAGAUGGACAUCCCUCAGGGUUUCUGACCCUACCUCUUCAGAUCUUCGAGCUUGUGCAUUUCUGCACCUAUGAACAAGAGCUGUUUGCACAGUACUGUCAGACCUCAAUUUUACUGGAACUUGAUUCUUUGCUGUCCCAGCAAGCUUUGAGGGAAGCCAUUGAUAAUACAGAACUGAUUGAAGCAAAGGAGAAACAUGGCCAGGUGACAGAUCUCAUUCAGCAACUGGAUGAUAUUUGGAAGGAAGUCCGCUGGAUCACAGAUGUGCUGCAGUAUGCCCGAUAUCGUCAACCUCCCACUGGAACUCCUCUGUCCUGGAUCCUGGAGAUCCCAAGCACAGUGAACAGUCGGAAAGCAGAUCCAGUCACAAAACCCCAGAAUAGUACUGAUUUCUCUCUGGAUUAUAAUGACAUAAAGAAAUCUUCAGACUGUAAACAAAUCCUGGAUGAAGAUGAUGUUUUCUGGCCAGUGGAAAAAGACUACGAUUCUAAGCCAGUUCUCACACCCAAGCAAAUAGAUCCAGUGUGGUCCUUUACUAGGGAGCACCAUCACUGGAGCAGUGAUGCUACCAUAGACACAGACUGUACAAAUCCUCAGCGGCACUUUGCUCUCCAUAGUGAGCCACAGAGACACAGGAAAGCUGACAAAGAGUACUAUCGGACAGGGAGUCUGGAACUUAAAGGCCAGGCAGUCAAGGAAGGCACCUCUUUCAAGUUCUGGUCGCAGCCAACAUCAGUGGAUGACAGCACAGAGCAGUCUGAUCAUGAAGAGCACUACUCUUUCACUACUGAGGCUGUGCAACACAUCCAUCUACCUGAAUGUAGUUUAGUGGAGUGGAUCAAAGAGUCCCAGGAUACCUAAGCAUUCUGUUACCUUAAAACUGGAUUGACUGCUCAGAUGUAAAAAUCCCACCUCAGAUUGGAAUUACACAGCAUCUCUGAGACAUUUUCAAAUGGAUUCAGGUGGUCAAGAUGUUCAGAAUUUGCUUUGUUUCAUGAGGAAGGAUUUGUAAAUCUAUAAGAUGUUCAGAACUCACUUUGUUCCAUGAGGAAGGAUUUGUAUUUCUAUAGCACCUUUCAAGGCCACCAGACAUCUGAAAGUGGUUUACAACUAAUGGAUUUCGUUUUUGCUAAAGUCACUCCUGGAUGGAAGAAACGCCCUGACAGUUCGUGCAGAGCAAGAUCACACAGGAUAAUAACUGUGCUGAUUGUUGUUUAAAUGAUAAAGGGAAAACUCCCCUGAUCUUCUUCAAAAGUAAUGCCUGCCAUCUUUUAUGUCUCCUCUUGUGAGCAAUUAACACUACAUCUCAAAGGCAGUACCUGAAACUGCAGCAUUCCCCCAAUGCUGCACCUAUAUAACAACAAAGAAUGAGGCCAUUCAGCCCAGCAUUAACAUGUUGACUGAAGAAUAAUUCACCCAGAUUAAUCUCGCUCUGGCUCUUCUACCAUACCCUUCUAGGUCACUAUAGUAUCCAGGUACAUCUGCAGUGUGAUGCAGGUUUCUGAAUUUCUUCCCAUUCUGGUGGGGAGUACAAGGUUUUCACAUUGUGCUGUCCUGAAGAAGGAUCUUGGCCUGAAACGUCAACAAUUCCUUCCUUGCACAGAAACUGCUUGACUUGCUGAGUUCUUCCUGCAGGUUCUUUGUUGCUCCAGAUUUUCAUCACAUGCUGAAUGAAAAGAAUAAUAUCAACUGCUAAUUCUUUAAAAUUUAUGCCCCUGGCUACUUAAAAUCUCUCUCAGAAUCGUAGUCUUAGAAAAUCAUGGAACUGAAGAGCACUUAAUCCAUAUGUUCAAAUUAUUCCCAACAGCACGGUCCUGAGCCCAUAACAUUGUAGGUUAUCGUGCUUCAAAUGUUCAUCCAAAGAAUUUUAUAAAUGUUCUGAAGGUUUUGUUGUUGCAAAAGACAGUGAUCCUGUCACACUUGAGGUUAAAGAGAAUUCUCAAUUCUCAAUUCUCACUUUUAAUUUUCUUAAAUUUAUAUUCGUCUUAAAAAAAUGUUGUAAACACUCAGCAGGUCAGACAGAGUCUGUGGAAAGAAAAACAGAAUCAACCUUCCAGAUCAGAAAUUCUUCAUCAAACUGAAAAAAAGUAAGAGAAGUUCUUGACUUCUGUGCUCAAGGAAAUAGGUUCUUCCUGUCUAAACUUCCAUUUUAAACCCCUCAAUUAAAUUUCUUCCCAUUCUGUGGGGGGGAAAAACUCAGCCUAGCCAGUUUCUCCUCGUAACUGGCUAGUUUCUCCUCAUGUAACACCUCUGUACCCUCUCUAAUGCAAGUGCAUUUACAGUGUGGUGAUCAGACCUGUGCCUGCACUAGCUGUGUUUAGUGAGUGUUUGAUACAGUUCUAGCUCUAAUAUUCUUGGCUGUCAUUAAUAAAGACAAGUAUCCUGUGUACUGCUACCUCUGUAAUCUGCCGUUCUGCACUCCACAAUCUCUCUGUUUUCAUGUUUACUAACAACAUAAGGUUAUUUGGCCCUGAAGUCUCUGCAGUUCUCAGAACAGUCCCAUCAAUCCCAUUCACACAUUUAUUUUUCCUGCAAUCUAUUUUCUCUCACAAGCCCAGCAACUCCACUCUGAGUCUCCCAACCCCCACUUACUCUUGGGGUAAUUUGCAGAAGCCAAGUACAGUGGAUUCUGGUUAAUUGGAACACAUCAGGACCAGUAUAUUUUGGCCCAAAUAAGCAUGUACCUAUUUAACUAAAGUUUCAUGAAAAUUGUUAAAAAGAUAUUUAAAAGACUAACUGCCAUUUAACUGACUAACAAAUUGUGUAUUUAAAUAAAAUGUACAACAAAUUAGAACAGUACCAAUACUACAACAGUAUUAUAAAACUGUAUUGGCUCCUAAUAGUCAUUAAUAGAGGAAUUCAUCCAAUGUAUGAACAAAGAAUAGUACAGCACAGUACAGGCCCUUCAGCCCACAAUGUUGUGCCGACCCUUAAAACCUGCCUCCCAUAUACCCCCCCCACUUUAAAUUCCUCCAUAUACCUGUCUAGUAGUCUCUUAAAUUUCACUAGUGUAUCUGCCUCCACCACUGACUCAGGCAGUGUAUUCCAUACACCAACCACUCUCUGAGUAAAAAACCUUCCUCUAAUAUCCCCCUUGAACUUUCCACCCCUUACCUUAAAGCCAUGUCCUCCUUUAUUGAGCAGUGGUGCCCUGGGGAAGAGGUGCUGGCUAUCCACUCUAUCUAUUCCUCUUAAUAUCUUGUAUACCUCUAUCAUGUCUCCUCUCAUCCUCCUUCUCUCCAAAGAGUAAAGCCCUAGCUCCCUUAAUCUCUGAUCAUAAUGCAUACUCUCUAAACCAGACAGCAUCCUGGUAAAUCUCAUCUGUACCCUUUCCAAUGCUUCUACAUCCUUCCUGUAGUGAGGUGACCAGAACUGGACACAGUACUCCAAGUGUGGCCUAACCAGAGUUUUAUAGAGCUGCAUCAGUACCUCGUGACUCUUAAACUCUAUCCCUCAACUUAUGAAAGCUAACACCUCAUAAGCUUUCUUAACUACCCUAUCCACCUGUGAGGUAACUUUCAGGGAUCUGUGGACAUGUACCCCCAGAUCCCUCUGCUCCUCCACACUACCAAGUAUCCUGCCAUUUACUUUGUACUCUGUAAACACAAAAUAAUCUGCAGAUGCUGUUGUCAAAGGAACACUCACAAUGUGCUGGAG